Messenger RNA from Chenopodium quinoa (quinoa), 968 nucleotides. RefSeq names its product peptidyl-tRNA hydrolase 2, mitochondrial-like. Gene Ontology annotation, cellular component: cytosol; mitochondrion. The transcript has 8 exons. The record is from RefSeq and is a predicted model, not a curated record. The coding region runs from base 52 to 612 and encodes 186 amino acids. Lineage: Eukaryota; Viridiplantae; Streptophyta; Magnoliopsida; Caryophyllales; Amaranthaceae. Gene Ontology annotation, molecular function: peptidyl-tRNA hydrolase activity.
CUUCCUCACUCACACCCUGAAAUUGAAACCUGCAAAAACCAAAUUGUGAAUAUGAACUUUUCAAUUCCACUUGGAAAACAGCAAAAUGAUAGAGAGGAGAAAGAAGGGAUAGGAGUGAGUUUCAGGCCAGAAAACUUCAUCCCAGGUGUUGUUAUUGGUUUCAUUUUUGGGUUUCUUCUUGAUUUAGCUAAACCCUCCAAAAACCCACCUAAAUCUUUACACCAAACCAAGAAUUCCUUAACUUCAGCCAACCCAGAUGAAGAAUUUAAGAUGGUUUUGGUGGUUAGACAAGAUCUGAAAAUGGGACAUGGGAAGAUUGCAGCUCAAUGUGCUCAUGCUGCCACAGGCAUGUAUGCUGAGCUGAUGCAAAGUCAGCGUUCCCUAUUGAGGCAGUGGGAGCAAUGUGGGCAGGCUAAAAUAGUAGUGACAUGCAAAAAUCAAAAAGAAAUGAAUAAGUUGCAGCAAGAUGCUGAGAACAUUGGACUUCCAACUUUUGUUGUUGCAGAUGCCGGGCGCACACAGGUUGCGGCUGGUUCAAAGACAGUACUUGCAAUUGGACCUGGACGAAAGGAUUCUGUGGAUUCUGUCACUGGGAAACAAAGACUUCUUUGACUGUUUAGCAUGCCACUAGUUUCUGCUUAGUUGAGAAUCAAGAGGCUGCCUUUCCUUCAGAUAAACAAAAAAUUUAUCAGGGGUUUAUCUCUAGUAUGAGCUACUCUUGGCACAAGCUUGUGCAUGUCAUGAUUCCGAUAAGUAUGCUUCCAUUAGAUUUAAUUGUAGAUCAGAUAGAAGCCAAGAUUAAGCAUAGGAGGAGAGUCUUAUGGUGAAGAUUCCGUGGCAACUUAUUUUUUUUACCUUUCUAAUUCUAAUUGUAGUCGAUUAAGGCGUUACAGACCUUUUUACAAUGUAAUUAAUGUCAUGCUUAAAACAAUGAUCAUAAGCAGUAUUCAUUUGAAUUGAAAGCUUAA